AGUUAGCGGGGGAGUGACUCGUCCUCGCACCGCCCACCUAUAAUCUCUCUCGGAUCUGACCCCCGACCCCCAGGAGCAGGGGGGGAGCAGCAGCAGCCGUGAGGCAAGAAGAAUGAGGCGAGAGAGCAGCGAGAGACAUCAGAGCACGGACGAGCGGCAGCCGGAUGUUACUCGAGUUGGGUUGAGCUGAGGUGAGGCGAGAGCCGAGAGAUGGGGUUCCUGAUGGAACGAAGACGACAGUGCAGUGGGCAGUGGGCAGCGAGGGGUGCUGCUGCCGAGUGGUGAGAUACAGACAGAGAGAGAAGCGGGGGGGCCGGGGACUCGGGGCUCUCGGGGCUGGGCAGUGGGAGGAGCAGACAGAAGAGAGAGAAGACAAACGGGGAGGGAGUGAGGAGGAAGAGGAGGAGAGGAGAGGAGGAGGAGGAGUGGGAGGGGAGUCGAGAUCUGAAGUGAAGGAAGGGGCUCUGGGGCGUGAGAGGGGGGGUAUUUUUGAAGGCUGCGAGCGAGAAAAAAAGUCGAGCAAAAACCAGGAGGGGGCUGGGCUCUCGGGGGACGGAUGAAAGGUGGGAGGUGAUGAGAAGAAGGGGAGAGGAGGAAAGAGGGAGGGGAGAGAAAAAGGAAAAAGGAGAAUCGGGAGGGGGAGCCGGAGGGAGUGGGAGUGGCAGUGGUGCGGGUGGUGCCGGCGGGGAGGACGAGGAAGGCAGCGAAAAACUAAGGCAAUUGCUGCUACUAUCGCCGCCGCUGCUGCUGCUGCUGCGGAGGAUGGAUGGAUGAUGGCAUGGUGGCAGAACGCAAGAGUUCAGCUGCCGCUGCUAGUUAGCGCUCGUGCAGUUUUAUCGCCUCGUGAAACGGCACGUCAGCGCACGAUACUCACUGGAUCUGAACUGUAGGCUGCACGUUUUCUCAGGCUCGAUCUCAAGGUCCGAGCCGUCUCCCCAGAGAGCGAGAGUCCGGAGUGAACCGUCCAGUUUUCGUGUGCGGUGCGAGGCCGCAACCGCAAGCCUUGGCGAGCCUUGCCUUGGGCCUUGGGCAUUGGGCGUUGGGCACCCGGACGCCAAGUGCGGGUCGUUUCCUUUGGUGGGGGCAGAGGCUGGACGCUCCAUCGAGGCAUGGAGCUGCAGGUCUGGGGGCCGCAUAUGACGAGCAUUGGCUAGACAAGCGCUUUUCUAUGUACAUAAUUCUUCUGUUCCGGGUUUCUGUAAUUUUUUAUUCUCCGCAUUUUUGUUUCUUCCCCUUUCUUUUGUGAGAGCGGCAGUUUGUAGGACGAUCGUCGGCUCGCCCGCCCGCCCGCCCACUCGCUCGCCUGCCAGCAAUCAAUCGACCAACAGUGUUGCCCCUGCCCUCCCUGAGCCCAGACGUAUGCAUCUCACAUUUUCCUAGGGCCGAACGCUCGAAGGAGGAGACGACGACGGAGACGACGAAGAAUAGAGGCAGGGAGAAUGUUGACCUCGAUUGAUCAGAUCAAUCAAUUCCGAAUGCCACGGUGUCCGUGAGGGGCCGAAACAACCCGGGACCUAAUUCGCUGCUGCAAUUCCUCGCGCCGAGGAGUAGAAUGUGCGAUUAUGUAGGAUGUGCCGACUAGUCGAUCUUCUCGCUUGAGACUCCCCGGACCGAGCCCUUCUCUUCGUCGGUCUGUCCCACCCUUGGGCAGAGUGGGGCGAGUCGAGACCCCGCGAGGCAGAGGCCAAGGGAAAGAGGCAGGCAGGGACGCAGGGAGUGCGGCACGCACGCUCACGCACGCACACAGGCAGCAGGCAGGCAGGAAGAAGCCCAAAGCCCAAGCUCAGAGAGCGAGAGUGCCCGAGGGGAAGUGAGGGAGAGGGAGAGGGAGAGGGAGAGAGAGUGACGAACAGGGAGGGGAGGGCAGGAGGAGGAGGAGGAAGAGUGAGAUCACCGGCACAGUGAGAGACAGACAUAAAGGCAGAUUCCAGAGCGGAGGCAGGAGGAGGAGGAGGAGGGGGAGGAGGAGGUCGGACCGAUGAUGCUGGCCAGCAGCACCAGCGUGAGCAUUGCCAUGUCAAGUGGCAACAGGCCGCAACGCUUCAAAUUGUCGUUGCCAUUUCUGCACAAGAAGAAGAAGAGGCAGAAUUUACUGCACGACAAUCCUGUGGCUGGAGAAGACCCCGUAGAUGAUAGCGAGCUUCGGGAGCCAGGUUUGGGGGAUGCGUUGCAAGAUAUCGCCGAGGAAAAUGAGGAGCACCUGCACCAGCACCAGCACCAUCCCCAAGCCCACCCCCAUCUACAGCAGCCUCACCAUCAUCAGCAUCAGCAUCAACAUCAACACCAACACCAUCGAGACUCCCGCAAUGGGCGCACUCUGCACGGCGCGGACGAGGACGGGCCGGACCACGACGGGGCGACCCCGGCCGAGGACAACGACGAUGAGAAUUUGACGGUAGCGCUGGUGCCCAAGUACCUCCCGCCCAUCCAGCUGCAGAACAUCAAAAGCCCCGUGACCUUCAGAACGUAUGACAUCGGCUUCCCUCCCUCGGCCUCGUCCCCGCCCAGGCGCAAGAGCAAGACCUCGUCCCCGCGCGGAUUCGAGCACGCGAGCACGUCGGGCGCCCUGUCGGCUCCCCACAUGACCACGGGCGUGGGCUGCAAGAGCUGGCUCAAGACCAGGUGCGGCUACGGCAGCUGCUCCAAGCAGAUAGACUCGGAGAAGAGCCUGCACAGGGCCGAGAGGCAGGGCCGCAGCGAGAGGGGCUCGGCGCAUGGGCACGGCCACAGCAGGAGGCGCAGCGGCUCGCGGGGCAAGUCGGCGGAUCCGAGCUCGUGGGAGCGCGAGAGCGAAUGGAGCGUGCUGGCCGAGGUGGAGAACGAGGUGGUGAAGAAGCGCGUGAUUCUGAAGAAGAAGAAUCGCGGGCACAAGAAGUCGAGCAAGCUCGCGCCCUCGCCCGGAUUCUCGCCCACGCAGUGCGUGCGCGGCAGCGCGCCCGACAGCAAAUGCUCGCUGCGCGAUCCCUUCGAGGAGGUGCGCGAGGCCGCGCGCUACGACAGCCCCGCGCAGAGGCCCGAUCACCAUCUGCGCGCCGUGGAGCUGGACUGCAGCGGCGGCAGCCAUCUGCUCACCACCUCGACGGACGUCGAGGCCAAUUCGCACGAGGAGCGCAUCCGGCCCUGGGAGCGCUCCUUCUCGUCGCCCUCGAGCGACGACGAGCUCUUCACCACUUCGUUCGAGGUCGAGGGCAGCGCAGGUGCUGGCGCUGGCGCCGGCCCGGGCCCGGGCCUGCCCCGCAAGAAGAAGUGGACCUCGAACUCGAGCGAUGAGGCCGACGGCCGGCCUCGGCGCUCGGCCUCGCUCGCGCUCGCGCGAUCCAAGAGCACCUGGUCGCGCGACAGCUCGAGGACGGUGGUGGAGGAGGAGGAGGAGGAGGUGGUGGAAAUCCAGAAAUCCAGGGCCAAGAAAGGGGGAUCCCGCAUCAUCUUCCUGUCCACUCCGCCGCGGCCCAAAGAGCUGGGCAUCGACGAGGACGACGAGCAGCAGCAGCUGCAGCCGCAGCCGCAGCCCGGGCCCGGGUCCGUGGUCAAAUGCUCGAGCGAUCGGUUCGGGGACUACUGCAAAUUGGAAUCGGUGACCAAGGAGCCGCGCUUCGACAAAUCGUUCGCCGCGACGACGGGCGGGGGCGGUGCCUUCAAGGCCAGCGUGCCCCCGACGGUGUUCGAGGGCGAUUUGGAGGCGAACGCCAAGGCGUGGUCGAAGAUCGAUCUGCGGGCAAUUCGCGGCGGGGCAGGGGAUCCCAACGACGCCGGCAUCCGGGAGCUGCCGAUGGUGUCGAGGACCAAGGAGCCGCGGCACAUCGACGUGCACAUCGAGGACCAGAUUUGCAAUCUUAGGCUAGAGAGUGAUGUGUCGGACAGUUCGCAGGGCAAGUCCUACAGCUCGCGCGGCUCCAGGCGGCACGCCAAGGCGCUGCCGACGAGCAAAUCGUCGCUGGAUCCGGACAAGCCGUCGAAGAAGAAGCGCGGCGCCAACAGCCGCAGGCGGAAGGGGCGGCGCAGCAAGGCGCCUCCGCCGCUGCUGCCCAACGAUCUGCACGGCAAGGUGAAGGAGAGCGUGGCGGUGGUGAAAUCGUCCUACGACCCGUACACGGACUUCCGGGAUUCCAUGGUCGAGAUGAUCGUGGAGAAGGAGAUUCAGGGCGCCGGCGACCUCGAGGAGCUGCUCAGGUGUUAUCUGUCGCUCAAUUCCGCCGAGUACCACUCGGUCAUCGUCAAGGUGUUCGCCGACGUGUGGCGCGAGCUCUUCUCGGACAACCUCUGAAGAGCCCGUCGUCGUGCUUCGCGAUGAGUGACCGAACGAAUCCAAUCAAAUGACUGCAAUGCACUGGAAUGAACUGAAAUGCCACCGACCGAGCGAAUCGACUGCGCCCCUGCGCUUACAUUAUUAUUCUGCCUGGCCCGCGAGCACAGGUGAGGCGAAAGGGAAAGCGAAAGCGAAGUGAAUUGUGAGCUGCCGUGUACGACCCACCGAGCCGAGCAUCAGUGUCCACGACCAUGGAGAGAGACAGACAGUCGCUGCCCAUAGCCAGCCCACACGAUGACGGUCUUCGACAAAUGGCUAGGCAGAGAGAGAGAGACAGAGAGGAGAGACAGAGAGAGACAGAGAUUUUGAGCUCGCGAGCUGCUUCCUUCCGAUUCGGUGGACUCGGGACGGCCCGAAUAGCGGUGAAAGACUCUGAGCCAUGGCCACCCGCUCCCGCACCAGCACCCGCUCUCGGCUGGCGGCUUCGGCAUCGACUACGACAACCAUGUGCUCUGUCGGCGAUUCUCGCGAGACCUGUACGAUAGUUUGGGCGGAUCUGCACGAUUGAGGCGGAUCCGCUGUAUAGAAGAAGAGCAACGAGGCAUGAAUGACAUGCAUCGUCACAGAACGUCCCCGACCGACGUCACCGAGCCAUUGGCCCGGCGCCGGUGGAGCGAGCGAGCGAGGGAGCGAGCCAGCGAUCGAUGAUUUUUCGUGCACAAUCCGUCGAGUCAAUGAACCGGGUCUAUGAUGUCGGGGAUGGAGAUAGAGAGUCAUCCUGUCUUCCGUUUUCGUGUAAGUGAACUGUGCACACACACACACAGAGAUAGAUACAGAGACAUCUGCAAAUCGAAUGCUUUCGUCUUAUCUUCUUCUUCUUCCUCUUGUUCGACGAAGGAAGGACGGUCGCUCAGCCAGCCAGCCAGCGAAUUGCACCUCUUGGAAUUGCGGCGAUAUUCAGCAUUCGUCACGACGGGUCCCGAGGCAGACCGACCAACCGAUCGAUCCUCACUUCCGACAGCGACCCUUUGGUUGAGUACAUUCGAAUACAUGCGUACAGCUAGACGAGUUUGUAGUAGAGUAGCAUGCUUUUAUACCCGAGAGAUUCAAACUCAAUCGGGCCUGGUCCAGAUUCAAUGUCAUACCCAUCCUCGGCCAGGCCUGACGUGUGAUGACGAACGAUAACCUUACGAUGAUAGUGCGUACGCACGCAGCCUUCUUUAGUUCUUUACGGUGGAGUUUCUUUCCAACAUUGGCUCCAGCUUGAAUGGUCUGUCCUCCACAGUUCACAUUAUACUAAAAUCCACACACACAAACACACACUCCUUAGCAACGACACCAGCUCUCGACUCCGACGAUUCCUUAGAAGAAUACUCCUGAUUUGACAUCUUCAUGUGAUUAAAGCUACUGGUAAUAAACUUCCUCCUCGCUCACUCUGGGCUUCGACUCUC
Marchantia polymorpha subsp. ruderalis is the source of this 5697-nucleotide messenger RNA. The record is from the annotation of a GenBank genome assembly. NCBI's taxonomy places the organism in Eukaryota, Viridiplantae, Streptophyta, Marchantiopsida, Marchantiales, Marchantiaceae.